GCUUACCAAGCCGUACUCGACUUUUCUGAUAUGAGAUCAUGUCUAUAGCUAUCAAUCGUUCAUUUCUUUCACAUGGCCGCACCUUAAAUCCCCACAAAAUUCCACCCCAACCGCGACACUAUUCGACCAUACCUCCUAUACACCGGCAUUCUCGCUUCCGGCGAAUCUCCGACAUGUCUUCUGGCGACUCCUUCCGGCAACCGCUCACCCCUCAACCGCCGGAAAUAUUCCCCUUUGAGCUGAAAGAGGAUUCCGAUUUUGAUCAAAUCGUAUCUCCUGAUGGCCUUGUCUCCAUCUGCGGUUUCGGUUCUCUCCUCUCUGAAAGGAGCGCGAGGAGUACAUUUCCGCACUUGAUAAACUUCAGAAUGACGAUAUUGAGUGGGUUUCGGAGAGUUUUUGCUCACGUUGCUCCGGUUUUCUUCGAGCGUGGUGUAGCUAAACCUGAAACCAAGGAGAUAUCAAGCUUGAGUGUGGAGCCAUGUGAAGGUGAAACCCUUGUAGUUACUACUUUCGAGAUUCAGAGAUCAGAGAUACCUGCCUUUAUUGAAAGGGAGCAUGAGUUCCGGUUUUUAGCGGUGAUACCAGAAACAUUUAAUGGGUUGUUUUACACGACUCCAGCGGUAUUAUGCUCACGUUAUAGUGAUGAAGAGUAUUUCAAGAACAGAUGCAAAGGAAGCCAAGAGAUCUUCUUUCAGCGUUAUGGACGAUUAGGUAUAAACAAGAUUUGGGUAGACGAUAUCUUACCUUGUCGCGUUUAUCUCAGGCACUGUGUCUUGGCUGCAAAGAACCUUGGUGAUCUAGCCUAUGAUAACUUCCUGGAUCAUACUUUUCUUGGGGACCGUAAAACAACCAUUCGUGAGUACUUGGCUACAGCCGGUUCAAGCAUAAUGGAAGAGGAGCCUCCUGAAAUGCUAAAAUACCGAUAUGGUGGUUGACACUGACUAACUCUAUUAAUAAUUGGACAACUAUAGGUUGAAUGGACCAUGAAUGAGCAGAGAUUUCCGAAUAAUGUAUAACUAGAAUGACCUUAAACAGGCCAGGUAUGACUUGGAUCUGGUGAUUAGUACAUUGCAGUAGCCAAAAUCUGUUCUAAUAUCAGCCACAGAACUUUGCCGGGAUAAAACUGUGUAUCACAUCAGUUUAUUAAACCCUAAUAUUUACUGAAUAGGAGAUCAAUCAAUCAUUGAUUUUCCAGUAAUUCGUGAUCA
This is a messenger RNA of Olea europaea var. sylvestris, 1208 nucleotides long. RefSeq lists its product as uncharacterized. NCBI's taxonomy places the organism in Eukaryota, Viridiplantae, Streptophyta, Magnoliopsida, Lamiales, Oleaceae. The record is from RefSeq and is a predicted model, not a curated record. The coding region runs from base 39 to 935 and encodes 298 amino acids. The transcript has 8 exons.